Miniopterus natalensis is the source of this 432-nucleotide messenger RNA. RefSeq names its product syncollin. The record is from RefSeq and is a predicted model, not a curated record. Lineage: Eukaryota; Metazoa; Chordata; Mammalia; Chiroptera; Miniopteridae. Gene Ontology annotation, biological process: exocytosis. Gene Ontology annotation, cellular component: secretory granule membrane.
AUGUCCCCGCUGUGCCCACUGCUGCUGGCCCUGGCCCUGGUGGCCAUCCCCGGCGUCCGAGGCGCCUGUCCCGCAGCCGCUGACCUCAAGAACCCCGAUGGGACACGGACCUGCGCCAAGGUCUACGACAAGAGCGACCCCUAUUACGAGAACUGCUGCGCAGGCGCCGAGCUGUCCAUAGCCCGACACAGACCUGCCCUUCCUGCNGAGCCUGGCAGGGACCUGCCCUUCCUGCCCUCUGACUGGACAAAUGUCAUCUCCUCCCUGGUGGUGGCCCCGCGCUGCGAGCUCACCGUGUGGUCCCGCCGCGGCAAGGCCGGCAAAACUCACAAGUUUAAGACCGGCACCUACCCGCGCCUUGAGGAGUACCGCCGGGGCAUCUUCGGCCACUGGUCCAACGCCAUCUCCUCCCUCUACUGCAGAUGCUACUGA